Messenger RNA from Aspergillus alliaceus, 2076 nucleotides. RefSeq names its product cytochrome P450. The record is from RefSeq and is a predicted model, not a curated record. Gene Ontology annotation, molecular function: monooxygenase activity; heme binding; iron ion binding. NCBI's taxonomy places the organism in Eukaryota, Fungi, Ascomycota, Eurotiomycetes, Eurotiales, Aspergillaceae. The transcript has 9 exons. Bases 1 to 2076 code for a protein of 691 amino acids.
AUGCCGACCCCUUGUGGACUAGGGUUGCCGCAGUUGCGGUAUAAUUAUCCUACAGAGAAGCAUCGACCGGGGAAUAGCACGCAGAGAUUCAGACCCGGCCCAGCACCGGUCCACAAACUCGGCCACUUUGGGCUCUGCGUGACCGAUUUCGCACGCACGUACGAGUUCUUUACGACCAGGUUCAACUUCAAAGCCAGCGAUCUCGUCCACACCAAAGAGGGCAAAAACAUCACGGUAUUCCUCCAUCUGGACCGUGGUCGAGAACUAGUUGACCACCACUCGUUCUUCUUCUUUGAGGGUCCCAAAUGGCAUGUUCAUCACUCGUCCUUUGAAACUCACGACUUUGAUACCCAGUUGCUGGGACAUCAUUGGUUGCGGGAGAAGGGGUAUAAAAACUGCUGGGGGGUUGGUAGGCAUAUCAUGGGGAGUCAGAUAUUUGAUUAUUGGUUCGAUCCGUCGGGGUUCGUUGUCGAGCAUUACGUCGACGGGGACUUGGUGGAUGAGACGCAUCCGGUGAAUCGGUCUCUGGCUUCACCGGAUAAUCUCCAUGUCUGGGGCCGCAGGGAAAAAGGGCUUCCGCCAAGACCGCCCACAUUACCUGUCCUAGGAAACCUGCAUCAGAUCCCGACAAAGGGAGCUUACCUCAAAUUCACCGAAUGGGCCCGCACAUACGGAGGAAUCUACUCGCUGAAACUCGGCACAGGCACUGCAAUCGUACUGACGGACCGCGCACUCGUCAAGGAACUCAUCGACCGCAGGAGCUCGAAAUACAGCAACCGCCCGACCUCCUUCGUGGCACACACCAUCACAGGCGGCAGCCACCUCCUCGCGAUGCAAUACAGUCCACUGUGGCGCACAAUGCGCAAAGCCGUCCACCAGUACUUCAUGGAGUCCAUGGUCGAAAAAUCACACAUCCGCGUGCAGAAUGCGGAAGCGGUCCAGAUGCUACGAGAUUUCUGCCUCCGGCCCGACCAGCAUAUGCUGCAUCCGAAGCGGUUUAGUAAUAGCAUUAUUAUGAGUUUGGUCUAUGGCAUCCGUACCCCCUCUGUCGAGACGAUACAUAUGAGUCGGCUGUAUGAGAUGAUGGAGUCCUGGAGUAAGGUUAUGGAGCCCGGGAAUACGCCACCUGUGGAUAUCUACGGGUUCUUGCACUAUAUCCCCCAAACGUUAUUUGGGAAUUGGAGGUCGAGGGCGCAGGAGGUUAGUGCGGAGAUGAACAAGUUGUAUGCCGAGUAUUUGGAUAUCGUGCUUGAGCGGAGGAAGAGAGUAGGUAGCGUCGGCAGCUGUCUGGAUACCGCGCUCGACCAGAAUGACAAGAUCGGUCUCACGCGGCAUCAGCUUUAUUUCCUCGGUGGAGUGCUGAUGGAGGGCGGGUCCGAUACAUCCAGCUCGAUCAUUCUCGCGUUCAUCCAUGCGAUGACAAAGUGGGCGGAGGUGCUGAAAAAGGCACAGGCCGAGAUUGAUGCCGUCGUCGGCGAGCAGAGGACGCCCGUGUGGGCGGACUACGACAAACUGCCCUAUGUCGUUGCCACGGUCAAGGAGGCGAUGCGAUGGCGGCCUGCGGUGCCCUUGGCUUUUCCGCAUGCUGCCGCUGAAGAUGACUGGAUCAACGGCUACUUCAUCCCAAAGGGCACAACGAUGAUAGUUAACGGCUGGGGCCUGCACCACGACAGCACACGCUUCGCGAACCCGGAUGUCUUUGACCCAGACCACUACAAAGGCGUGACAUCGCUCGCCUCUGAGCUCGCCGGGUCCUCCGACCCCAAUGCUCGCGAUCACUACGGCUACGGCACAGGCCGACGUAUCUGCCCGGGGAUCCACGUUGCAGAGCGGAACCUAUUCCUCGCGAUAUCAAAGAUCAUUUGGGCUUUUGAUAUCGAGGCCGGAACUGAUGAAGAAGGAAACGCCGUUGAGCCGGACUUUAACCCAGAGACUGGAUACAGUGAAGGGUUUUUGGUGUGUGCGAAGGAUUUCAAGUGUACCAUUCGGCCGAGGUCAGAGGUGAGGAGGGGGACUAUUAUGAAGGAGUUUAGUGAAGCACAGGAGCAGGUUUUCGCGGGGUAUGAGUGUCCUUGA